Messenger RNA from Manduca sexta (tobacco hornworm), 2940 nucleotides. RefSeq lists its product as uncharacterized. NCBI's taxonomy places the organism in Eukaryota, Metazoa, Arthropoda, Insecta, Lepidoptera, Sphingidae. Bases 213 to 1124 code for a protein of 303 amino acids. The record is from RefSeq and is a predicted model, not a curated record. The transcript has 6 exons.
GAGCCUCUUUCAGUAACCUGCUCGCUCGCUCGGGGAAUAGACGUUUUGGCGGCUCAAUGAAAAUUUGGCGCGGAAUUCCAAAUUCGAUUUGGAUUUUAACGUUUCAAAUUAUUUUUUAAAAAUGUUGCGACUUUUAUGUUUUUCGGCCUGUUAUAAAUGAAUUUUUAAAUAUAGAACGUGUUUAGUGCUAAUAGUGUUAUAGUGUCAGAAAAAUGUUAGGACAAAGUGUUAUAUUUGCAGUUUUAUUCCUGACUUUACUUGAAGGAGUAACAAGCCUUCGCGACGUGAUGCUGCUCGUCGAACCUACAUCAGUUAUCAGGGGUGGCACGGCGGCCCUCAUCUGUUCGAGGGACAUGCAAGGAGCACCCCUGUACUCGGUCAAAUGGUAUCGAGGCAACCACGAGUUCUACCGAUACACGCCGAACGAAGAUCCUGACACGAGGGUGUUCGGACUGCCAGGAAUUUAUGUAGAUAUGAAUAGGUCCAACGGCUCUCAGGUCCUCCUGCGACGCAUGGACCUCACUCUCGCCGGCAACUUCAGCUGCGAGGUGACGGCAGACUCGCCUUCCUUCGCCACUCAGAUUGCCACCAAAUUCAUUGAUGUUAUUGUCCUCCCCACUCACGGGCCGGUCCUGAAGGCUGACAAAGACCGCUACCAACCUGGCGAGAUGCUGCAAGCGAACUGCUCCUCGUCACCAGCGCGACCAGCUGCUAACCUCACGAUCUACAUUAAUGAGGAACCGAUCCGUUCAUCAGAAACGAGCCUGCAUCCGUCGGAGAGCGGGCUGCUGUGGACCAGCGUGAAGGCUGACGUGAAAGUCACUCCUGACCUCUUCGUAGGUGACCGUCUGCGCGUCGCUUGUGUCGCGAGCGUAUACCAAGUGUACAAACGAUCUGCUAACUUGGAUUUCUUCACGCCUGACACUGAUCCCAGGCCUGAGCGGAUCACACUAAACAGAAGUUCAUCGAAGUUUCCUAGUUGGAUCCUCCUGCUGCUGCUGUUCCUACUGCCCAUGGUGGUGAUGGGCCAAGACUACGAGACCUUCGAGUGGACAGACUACGACAGCUACGACCAGGAAGAAACAGUCCCGGAAUCCAUAAUGAAGUCUCUUCUUGGCGCUUGAGCGUGUAGUUUUAAAUUAAUGUACGAAUUUAUGGCCUCUACACACAGACGUUUGAUGCAUCGUAAUAUUUUUUUACAUCAUUAUUAGUGUUUCUUCCCACUUCACUCGCUUUAAAAGCUUUCCAUAUUACAAAUGUUCCUUAAUUAUUGUAGCACCCUUUUAUAAAAUUAUGUAAUAAUAGCCCUGUAUUAUAAUUUAUACUGCUUACUAGUGAGCACGGGCCUCUUCUUCUACUAAGAAGUUAUGUGGUAGUGCGGGUUGGUAGACUUCACAUAUUCUCGAAAUUCUUUUUGGAGAAUUAUCAGGUAUGAAGAUUUCCUCACGAUGUUUUCUUUCACCGUAAGGCAAGCGAUAAUUCAUAAAGAAUACACACAUAAUUAUAUCAGAGCGAGAGAUGUGUGCCGUUGGGAUUUGAACCUGCAGACAUUCGUCUCGGCAGUCCAUUCCACACAACUCUACUUCUCACAACUAGCCUGAUUGAUUAACUGAAAGAUAAUUGUUAAAGACGAACGUAUUACUUCGAACAUUCAGAGGUAUGUAUGUGGCGUUUCGAACCCAUGGAUAUCCGUAUCGGUAGACCGUACUAUUCUCAACUAGGUUAUCAUGAACUUCACAGCUAUAUAAACAAUCGAAAUUAGGGCAUGGUGUUGUCCAUGGGCCAAAUUUCAUCUAAAUCGUACAGCGGUCUUUCCGUUUACUUCUAACCAACAUAUAAAGCUUACUUUUUCACAAAUAUUCCUUUUUAUGAUGAGUGAGAACAAAGAUUGUCCGUUAUAAGCAAAACUAAAUAUGGAACUAGAAUAAAUUGUGUGUGUAAAUAAAGAAAUAUAUAGCAUUUCCGAUGAACACUGACUAAAGUUCACCAAAAUAUGUCAAAAAGUUCUAAUCGCCACGCCUGUCUGCCAAAUGAGUAUUGAAAAUCUACUCGGAAUCGAACAUUCUGUUACCGAACUGGCUAGCAGCCAAAAUAUCCGUCUUUGCCUUUUUGUACGUGUCCAGGCGUACUAGGAAAUAUAUUUCCUCCUAGUUGCCUAUUUUUAGUGAUAGGGUCAAGGUUUCAACUUCCAUAGACUCAAUUUAUGCUGAUCGAAGCGAUACAUUUUGUAUGUAACUAGACCAACGUUUUCAUCAUAAAAAUUCACGAUAAGGUCAAAAAGACACGAUAACGAACGAACACGCAGAAAGAAAGGUCCGCAGUUUUAUAUCCGAAGACAUACCUCUGAGUUUUAGAAGUCGCGUGUGUAUUACUUAUAAAUUAUCAUUGGCUUUAACAGUGAAAGAAAAUAUCGUGGGGAAUACUGUUUUUAUGCGUUGAAUGAUGAGACGAGCUUGCCGUUCGCCUGAUAAGCGAUACGACUGCCCAUAAACAGUAGAAUCACCAUCUAACAUCUUAAAUUCAGAAAGUAUUGUUUGGUAUGUCACUGCGCUCUCCAUCCUGCCACAUGAAAAGUUAAGUCUUAUUAUGUCCAGUAGUUACACUGGCUACAAUGUCCUUCAAUUCUCUCACAUAUGAGAGCCCUACCACCAAUAAACUUACAUUAAUGAGAAUUUUCUACACGAAAAUCGAUGGUAUGUGAUAUCUACCAACCCGCAUUAGGCCAGUGUUGUGGACUAAGGUCUAAAGUCCGUGUUCACCAGCGGCGGCUUAGUGCAGGUCUAAUAUUAUUAUCUCUCUAUUACUUUUUAUUUGUAUGUUACUUUUUCCUUUUUUAUUUAUACAUUAAAAAUAUUAAUGCGCAUAAAAAAUAAUCACCCUCCGAUGGCGAAAUUCAAGUAUGCGUGCUAAAAAUCUACUAUAGAAGAUACUAAUGAGAUA